ACGAGUUAGCCGUUGUAGCACUGAGAAGAGAAGCUCCACUGAUGUAAAACCGCCCUAAGAAAACCUGACAAACUCCUCCCCAAAAAUCUCCCAAAUUUCAGAGAAUUAUACUCCCAAAAAAUCAACUGAAAUUUUCUCUUUACAGGCAUGGGGGAUUUCUCUUUCCUUUCGGAUGAUGAUAGUGACACUGAAAAAGCUGUAGAUGAUCUUCUUGAACAAGCAAUGGACCAUUCUGUUCUUCAACAAAUUGCUGCUAUUAACUGCUCUGGAUUUAACGACUCUUCACUUCCUAGUCACCUAGAAACUCGUUUUCGUAAACUGAAAUCCCUUCCUGCUGCUCAUACAACUCCAAAACCGUCUAGUUUUACAAGAAAUUCUAGAAGUUUCUGUUCCUCGGAGUUUCCGAAAAAUGAGAAAAAUUGUGAUGAGAACAAGAAAUUUGAAGGAAGUUCAGUUGGGGAGAAGGGUGGUGAGGUGAAUUUGGAAGAUGGGUUUGUUGAAAAUGAUGUGUUUUCUAAAAAACAAGAAGGGGAAAGAGGGAAGAAGUCGAAUUCUUCACCGGAUUCUGGGAGUUUCUGUUCGUCGGAGUUACCGAACACCCCAAAAAUCAAGAAACUUGAAGGAAAGGGUUCUGAGGUGAAUUUGGAAGAUUGGUUUGUUGAAAAACAGACAAGAUCAAAGGAUGUUUUGUCGAAAACUCCAGAUGGGAAAAGGGGGAAAAAGUCGAAAGCUUCGUCAGAUUCUUGGAAUUUUUCUCAGGAUUGUUUGUCUCCACCAACGAAAACAGGGUGUUUUUGGUGUUCACCUAAGAAGGGAUCGAGUAAAAAGGGGAAAGAGAAUAGGAGUGUGAGUAUGGGGCUGAAAUGGGGGAAGGAUGAUGAGUUGUUAUCGGAUUUGAGUACGUUUUCAUUGAAAAAUCAAGAGAAGUUGAUGAAGAAAGCUAUGGAGGAGCAAGAAAAGGUUAAUAGAGAAGCUGAGAAGAUUGUCAAGUGGGCAAAACAAGCAUCUGCUAGGAUGGAUGUUUUGAGCAUUGAAGAUGAGCUAAGUGAUGAUGUUGAUGCUUUCAAAUGAUUGCGAUGAUUCGUUAUUAUACUGAUAUGCUGCUUGGUAAAAAAGCUCUCUUUUUAUGCCUGCUUGUAUGUUAUGUUCUCUGUUUUAAUCUUGCGCAGGACUGUGCUGGCCAUAAUGUUGUAAAGGUUUAAUCUUUUGGAUGAUUAUAUGCAUAAGAUAUAUAGGAAAAUAGUAUGAGAUAUAUAUGUUUCAAGUGCAAUUUAAGUCUUUUGUGCCUCAGAUUUUGCAAGAGAUGUUAAUAUCUGUUUAAUUGUAAAUCUGUUGUCAAAUCGUUGUGGCUUUCCAUUGGAAAAUAUUAUGAGAUAUAUAUGUUUCAAGUGCAAUUU
Molecule: messenger RNA, 1397 nt
Organism: Capsicum annuum
Lineage: Eukaryota; Viridiplantae; Streptophyta; Magnoliopsida; Solanales; Solanaceae
Exons: 1
Coding region: 148-1071 (307 amino acids)
Source: RefSeq, a predicted model, not a curated record